Messenger RNA from Eleginops maclovinus (Patagonian blennie), 2756 nucleotides. RefSeq names its product flotillin 1b (gene flot1b). NCBI's taxonomy places the organism in Eukaryota, Metazoa, Chordata, Actinopteri, Perciformes, Eleginopidae. Bases 145 to 1419 code for a protein of 424 amino acids. The record is from RefSeq and is a predicted model, not a curated record. The transcript is spliced from 13 exons. Gene Ontology annotation, biological process: positive regulation of endocytosis; positive regulation of cell-cell adhesion mediated by cadherin; protein kinase C signaling. Gene Ontology annotation, cellular component: flotillin complex; cytoplasmic vesicle; plasma membrane.
GGCGUGGUCACUGCACACUUCCCCCUCUUCUUAUAACAGACAUUUUUGCCAUUCCAGUUGACCGUGGCAACAGAAAACUGAACUCGAUAUAUUCUAAAUAAAAAGAGGAUUUGCUUUUUGUAUUGACUCGACACCGAUAUCAGGAUGUUUUACACAUGUGGACCCAAUGAAGCCAUGGUGGUGUCCGGCUUUGGCCGUUCUCCUCCUCUAAUGAUUGCUGGAGGAAGAGUGUUUGUCCUCCCAUGUAUUCAGAAGAUCCAGAGGAUUGCACUCAACACUCUGACUCUUAAUGUGAAGAGUGACAAAGUCUACACCCGCCACGGGGUCCCUAUCUCUGUCACUGGUAUUGCACAGGUGAAGAUCCAGGGCCAGAACAAGGAGAUGUUGGCCACCGCCUGCCAAAUGUUUAUGGGCAAGUCUGAGGCGGAGAUUUCCACUAUUGCAUUAGAAACCCUGGAGGGACACCAGAGAGCCAUCAUCGCCCAUCUGACUGUGGAGGAGAUCUACCAGGACCGUAAGAAGUUUUCCGAGCAGGUCUUCAAGGUGGCCUCAUCUGACCUGGUCAACAUGGGGAUUGGCGUGGUCAGCUACACGCUCAAAGACGUUCACGACGAUCAGGACUACCUUCACUCUCUAGGUAAAGCCAGGACAGCUCAGGUGCAGAAGGAUGCCAGGAUCGGAGAGGCUCAGUACAAACGUGAUUCUGUCAUGAGGGAGGCCCACGCCAUGCAGGAGAAGGUCUCCGCUCAGUACAAGAACGAGAUUGAGAUGGCGAAAGCCCAGAGGGACUACGAGCUGAAAAAGGCGGUCUAUGAUGUGGAGGUCAACACCAAGAAGGCUGAGUCAGAGAUGGCCUAUCAGCUUCAGGUGGCCAAGACCAAGCAGCGCAUUGAGGAGGAGAAGAUGCAGAUUCAGGUGGUGGAGAGGACGCAGCAAAUCACUCUGCAGGAGCAGGAGAUCACCCGCAAGGAGAAGGAGCUGGAGGCCAAAGUGAAGAAGCCCGCAGAAGCAGAGAAGUACCGUCUGGAGAGGCUGGCCGAGGCACACCGCCUGCAGCUCAUCAUGGAGGCUGAGGCCGAUGCCGAGUCCAUCAAAAUGAAGGGAGAGGCCGAGGCGUUCGCCGUUGAGGCUAAGGGCCGCGCCGAGGCCGAGCAGAUGGCCAAGAAGGCAGAGGCCUUCCAGCAGUACAAAGACGGAGCCAUGGUGGACAUGCUGCUGGAGAAACUGCCACUGAUAGCGGAGGCGAUCAGUGGGCCCCUGUCGGGAGCUCAGAAGAUCACGAUGGUGUCCAGCGGAAACGGAGAGGUGGGAGCAUCCAAACUGACCGGGGAGGUUCUAGAUAUCAUGACCAGGCUGCCCGCCGCUGUGGAGAAACUCACCGGAGUCCGCAUCGCCCAGGUUGGAACAGCUGUUUAUUAAGAAGAGAGGAAGUAAUCAGAAGAGAUGUCAUAAAAUAUUCAGACUCGGAGCUCCACGUCUCCUCCUCGUGCCUAUAACCACUAAUGGCUGCACCGUAGUCUCGUCCCAUCGUCUGUAUGUGCAUGUUUCACUUCUGUCUGUCCUGUUCCCAGUUCCUCUUCCAUCCAAACAGGAUCUUGUGUGUGGUUUCUUCCAUGUCCCUGAUCUGAGCUGUUGUGCUUUCUGCUGUGGGUGACAGCAGAGCACUGGCAAAGGGAUGCAGCUUCUUUUUUUUUUUACCAAAAGAGAAAAGCCUCCCAGUUUUCCUAUCAUUGUUGUUUUAUACUUGGUCAGGCCAAGUUUUUAUUUUGAAUCCAAGCGGCAACUAGCUGCAUAGGUCAAUCAUCUGUCAUUUAUUUUAUAAUAUAGAAGAUAUUUAUGGCUGUAGCUUUUUUGUGCCUUUCAAUUAAUUAAAUGGUGCUGGCUCUUUAUCACCUCGUAGUUCUGUGUGGGUAUAUCGUUGCUGUGGUUGGAAAUAAUUUACCCAACACUACCGUCUUUGUCCGGUCAAGAGACAAGUUUACUACACGUCGCUUUAGUGACUGUUACCGGGCCCAGAACCAUAUCACUGGAAAAUGUUGUUUAGUUUCAGAAUGAAGGGGGGCGGAAGUGGUUGAAGGUAACGAGAUAAAGGGGUUUCCAGUAGAAAGCAAUGAAAGGAUGUUGUGGUGGGAGAACAUUUGACUGCUGCAGUGUCUACUGGAGAGAGCUCAUCACUCACUAACACGCCUGCUGCUGCUUUAUGUGCUUGCUGCCUAGAAUUUGAACUGACAUAGGGGAGAGAGUAUGUUUAUUUUUGUCGUAUUUUUCCUUUUGGUCCUAUAAUGUGAUGCUGAGUUGGAUAGAUCAUGUCAGAUUGUGGCUCUUGCAUGUUGGAUAACAUUCCAGCACCUCUGAUCUGAGGCUUCUUCUCUAAACAGUCAAUUUUUUCCACUGGCCAUGCCAUAUGCAUUUUGUUACCCCCAAGUGCCUGUUCCUACUAACCCAACGGACUAAACUUAUCUUUAGCCUACUCUUCUUCUGUCAGGGAAUGUUCUCUCAUAUCUCAACUGAUCCUAAGCCAUGGGCCGUCACUAGCGAGGGCCGUAGAUGAAAGCCAAAUCCGUCUCUACUUGUGUUGUAUGUUCUUGUGAUUAAUCUUCUACUUUCCUAACUCGUUGAUGCAUGUCUCUACUUUAAGAUGACACAAGUAGUUAUUAUAUAGCUUUGAAGUUGUAUACAAGUCCAAUGUUUGAGAUUUAUCUGUAGUGAAAUGUUUGAUUAUAAUGUAGACAAUAAAGUAUGGUUUAAUCACUGAA